AUGGACGCGAAAGUGGAUGCGAGUGACGCGCCGAGCGCCGCGGCUGCGAUGAACCUUGGUGCGCAGGCCUUUGGCCAAAGUACUGCUGCGCCCUCGGCCAGUGCCGUUGCUGCGAGCACGCCUGCCCCCGAUGCGCCGGUCGCGAACACGCCUGCGGCGAGCACGCUCCCCGCGGGCGCCGCCCCCCCCCCGACCCGUGCGGACGGAGUGAAGUACGCGCCUGGUGGCAAGGUGCGCCUGACGAACUACCCUGCGAUCCGCAACGCGCUGCUGCCCUGUGAAGGCAACGGCACGUUUAGCAACGUGCAGCUUGCGCUGCUCAUUUUCUUCGGCCCUGCGGUGCUCCUGCGCCUGAUUCCCUUUGUGAAGGCCAGGUGGUUCGGCUGGACCUCGUACCUGUUCCUUGUUGCGCUGCUUGGUGUGCCGUUUGCCAUCCUGUACUGGACGCUGAUGAGCAUGUACGGCCCCCGCGUCAACGAAAAGGUCGAGCUGCCGAACCGCCCGAUCGAGUACUACCUGGACAUUAAGGACCCUGUGCUGCGCAAGCAGUACUCGGGCCACCGCAAGAUCCCCAUGGAGAUCUUUUACGAGGCGUACUUUGACCAAAAGAUUGACGUCAAGGGCGACCUCUGGGAGGUGCUCGAGUACCGCUGGGACUGGGCGGCGAUGCACUUUACGCCGAACCUGUUCAAGUACGUGCUGUUCAGCAUGCUUCCCGAUGUGCUGCUGCACUCCUCGCGCCAGGACGAGGAGCAGAUCCGCGACAACUACGACAGGGGCAACGACUUCCACGAGUGGUUCCUCGGCCCCCAGAUGAUCUACACCUCGGGCAUCAUCUCCGACAUCCACAAGGAGGAGUCGCUCGAGCAGCUGCAGGACAACAAGCUGGAGCUCGUCUGCUCGAAGCUCGACCUGAAGAAGGGCGACCGCGUGCUCGACAUUGGCUGCGGCUGGGGCACGCUCGCCGCGUUUGCCGCGAAGAACUACGGUGCGGACGUCACCGCGGUGACCCUCGCGCGCCACCAGGCCGAGUUUGGCAACGAGCGCAUCGCUGCCAACGGCCUGUCGAGCGACCAGGCGCGUGUGCUGUGCCUCGACUACCGCGACAUCCCGGUCAAGGAGGGCCACUACAACAAGAUCGUCUCGCUCGAGAUGGCCGAGCACGUCGGCAUCCGCCACUACUCCAAGUUCCUCGACAAUGUGUACAAUCUGCUGGACGACGACGGUGUGUUUGUGUUCCAGGUCGCGGGCCUGCGCCCCAGGUGGCAGUACUGGGACCUGAUCUGGGGCCUGUUUAUGAACAAGUACAUCUUCCCCGGCGCGGACGCCUCGUGCCCGCUGAACUGGGUGAUCAACAAGCUGGAGAAUGCGGGCUUCGAGGUGCGCUCGUGCGACGUUGCGGGCGUGCACUACUCUGCGACGAUCGACCGCUGGCUCAAGAACUGGAUCAAGAACGAGGCCAAGGUCAAGGCCAAGUACGGCGAAAAGAUGUGGCGCAUCUGGCUCUUUUUCCUCUCGAGCUCGAUCAUCAUCGCCCGCGAGGGCGGCUCGAGCGUGUUCCAGAUCACCGUGACCAAGAACCUCAACGCGACGCACCGCAUCGAGGGCGUCGAGUCGCACGGCAACCUGCUGCCGCGCCCCAACAAGGGCAAGACGUACCAGAGCGUGUACAAGUAG
Messenger RNA from Malassezia japonica, 1677 nucleotides. RefSeq names its product sphingolipid C(9)-methyltransferase. Bases 1 to 1677 code for a protein of 558 amino acids. The transcript has a single exon. The record is from RefSeq and is a predicted model, not a curated record. Gene Ontology annotation, biological process: cellular response to biotic stimulus. Lineage: Eukaryota; Fungi; Basidiomycota; Malasseziomycetes; Malasseziales; Malasseziaceae.